This is a messenger RNA of Chinchilla lanigera (long-tailed chinchilla), 6696 nucleotides long. It is a transcript of the gene Ppargc1a, whose product is annotated as peroxisome proliferator-activated receptor gamma, coactivator 1 alpha. The transcript is spliced from 14 exons. Gene Ontology annotation, cellular component: nucleus. Gene Ontology annotation, molecular function: RNA binding; transcription factor binding. The coding region runs from base 595 to 2955 and encodes 786 amino acids. Gene Ontology annotation, biological process: positive regulation of transcription by RNA polymerase II. Lineage: Eukaryota; Metazoa; Chordata; Mammalia; Rodentia; Chinchillidae. The record is from RefSeq and is a predicted model, not a curated record.
ACACGCACCCCCGCGCGCACACGCCCGCCGCCCGCUCUGCCUUGGCGCCCUCCAUCCCGGCUCGCUCAUUCUCUCGCCCUCUCGCCUCCCCUGCGGUCUCUCGCUCGUUCGCUCGCUCUGCGCGCACACACCACACACACGCACACGCACACACACGCGCGCACACACGCAGCCGGCACAGGCGGCGGCGGCGGCUGCCCAAGUCAGGACGAACCUCUCUAGGUACCGUCUCGAGGAGGCGGCAGCGGCGGCGGAGGCAGCCGAGCAUCCCUGCUGCCCGGAGAGGGAGCGCCGCCGAGAGUUUCCGUUCCCUUGGCCAUUCCCUUCCCCCUCCUUUGCUUUAUUUUGCGAGAGAAUAUAUUCUUGGCUUAUUGGUUUAAUUUGAUUUUGAACAUUUUGGGUUGCUUUUGUGUGUGUGUGUGCUUUUUUUUUCUUUCCUCGUUUUAUUUGCAUCCAGAGCAUGGCGGGCUGCGGGCUGUCGGAAGACACCUUCUUCUCUUCCUUCUUUUACAACUACGGCUCCUCCUGGGAAACCCCUUCCAGCCAGGUUUUUUGCGAAAAUCAGUGAACUAAUAUUGGUAAAAUUGGAGCCCCAUGGAUGAAGGGUACUUUUGUGCUGCUCUGGUUGGUGAAGACCAGCCUCUUUGCCCAGAUCUUCCCGAACUUGAUCUUUCAGAACUAGAUGUGAAUGACUUGGAUACAGAUAGCUUUCUGGGUGGACUCAAGUGGUGCAGUGACCAAUCAGAAAUCAUAUCCAACCAGUACAACAAUGAGCCUUCUAACAUAUUCGAGAAGAUAGAUGAAGAAAAUGAGGCAAACUUGCUAGCAGUCCUCACAGAGACACUGGACAGUCUCCCUGUGGAUGAAGACGGAUUGCCCUCAUUUGACGCACUGACAGAUGGAGACGUGACCACUGACAACGAGGCCAGUCCUUCCUCCAUGCCUGACGGCACCCCUCCGCCUCAGGAGGCAGAAGAGCCGUCUCUACUUAAGAAGCUCUUACUGGCACCGGCAAACACUCAGUUGAGUUAUAAUGAAUGCAGUGGUCUCAGUACCCAGAACCAUGCAAAUCACAAUCACAGGAUCAGAACAAGCCCUGCAGUUGUUAAGACCGAGAAUUCAUGGAGCAAUAAAGCGAAGAGCAUUUGUCAACAGCAAAAGCCACAAAGACGUCCCUGCUCAGAACUUCUCAAGUAUCUGACCACAAAUGAUGACCCUCCUCACACCAAACCCACAGAGAAUAGGAGCAGCAGCAGAGACAAAUGCACCUCCAAAAAAAAGUCUCACACACAAUCGCAGUCACAACAUGUACAAGCCAAACCAACAACUUUAACUCUUCCUCUGACCCCAGAGUCACCAAAUGACCCCAAGGGUUCCCCAUUUGAGAACAAGACUAUUGAACGAACCUUAAGUGUGGAACUCUCUGGAACUGCAGGCCUAACUCCACCUACAACUCCUCCUCAUAAAGCCAACCAGGAUAAUCCUUUCAGGGCUUCUCCAAAGCCGAAGUCCUCUUGCAAGACCGUGGUGCCACCACCAUCAAAGAAAUCCCGGCACAGUGAGUCUUCUGGUACCCAAGCCAAUAACUCCGCCAAGAAGGGGCCCGAGCAAUCUGAGCUGUAUGCACAGCUCAGCAAGUCCUCGGUGCUUGGAAGUGGACAAGAGGAGAGGAAGGCUAAGCGGCCCAGCCUACGGCUGUUUGGUGACCAUGACUAUUGUCAGUCCAUUAAUUCCAAAACGGAAAUAAUUAUUAAUAUAUCACAAGAGCUCCAAGACUCUAGACAACUAGACUAUAAAGAUGCCUCUUCUGCCUGGCAGGGGCAGAUUUGUUCUUCCACAGAUUCAGACCAGUGCUACCUGAGAGAGACUUUGGAGGCCAGCAAGCAGCUCUCUCCUGGCAGCACCAGAAAACAGCUCCAGGACCAGGAAAUCCGAGCUGAGCUGAACAAGCACUUCGGUCAUCCCAGUCAAGCUGUUUUUGACGACGAAGCAGACAAGACCAGUGAACUGAGGGACAGUGAUUUCAGUAGCGAACAAUUCUCCAAACUACCUAUGUUUAUAAAUUCAGGACUAGCCAUGGAUGGCCUGUUUGAUGACAGCGAGGAUGAAAGUGAUAAACUGAGCUACCCUUGGGAUGGCACGCAAUCCUAUUCAUUGUUUGAUGUGUCGCCUUCUUGCUCUUCUUUUAACUCUCCGAGUAGAGAUUCCGUGUCGUCACCCAAAUCCUUAUUUUCUCAAAGACCCCAAAGGAUGCGCUCCCGUUCAAGGUCCUUUUCUCGACACAGGUCAUGUUCCCGAUCACCAUAUUCCAGAUCAAGAUCAAGGUCCCCAGGCAGUAGAUCUUCUUCAAGAUCCUGCUACUACUAUGAAUCAAGCCUCUACAGACAUCGCACACACAGAAACUCUCCCUUGUACGUGAGAUCACGUUCAAGAUCGCCCUACAGCCGUAGGCCCAGGUAUGACAGCUACGAGGCAUAUCAGCAUGAAAGGCUGAAGAGAGAAGAAUACCGAAAAGAGUCUGAGAAGCGGGAAUCAGAAAGGGCCAAACAGAGGGAGAGGCAGAGACAGAAGGCAAUUGAAGAGCGCCGUGUGAUUUACGUCGGUAAAAUCAGACCUGACACAACACGGACGGAACUGAGGGACCGCUUUGAAGUUUUUGGUGAAAUUGAGGAGUGCACAGUAAAUCUGCGGGAUGAUGGAGACAGCUAUGGUUUCAUCACUUACCGUUACACCUGUGAUGCUUUUGCUGCUCUUGAAAAUGGAUAUACUUUGCGCAGGUCAAACGAAACUGACUUCGAGCUGUACUUUUGUGGACGCAAGCAAUUUUUCAAGUCUAACUAUGCAGACCUAGAUUCAAACUCAGAUGACUUUGACCCUGCUUCCACCAAGAGCAAGUAUGACUCUCUGGAUUUUGAUAGUUUACUGAAAGAAGCUCAGAGAAGCUUGCGCAGGUAACAUGUUCCCUGGCCGAGGAUGACAGAGAUGGUGAAUACCUCACGGACAGCGCGUCCUUCGUGGACAGACUAUUUCAAGUCAUACUUAGGAAGUUCUCCUACUUUACACUCUCUGUACAAAAACAAAACAACAAUACAACAAUACAACAACAAACAACAACAGCAACAAUGGUUUACAUGAACACAGCUGCUGAAGAGGCAAGAGACAGAAUGAUAUUCAGUAAGCACAUGUUUAUUCAUGGGUGUCGGCUUUGCUUUCCCUGGAGUCUCUUGGUGACAGUGUGUGUGUUUGUGUGUGUGUGUGUGUACACUUGGUUUGGGGGACGUGUGUGUGCGUGCGUGUGUGUGUGUGUGUGUGUGUGUGUGUGUGAAGACUGGGGCCACCUGACCAGAACGUGCAAGGGCAAACCACUUCAAAUGGCAGCAGUUCCAUGAAGACACACUUAAAACCUAGAACUUCAAAAUGUUCGUAUUCUAUUCAAAAGGAAAAAAAUAUAUAUAUACAUAUAUAUAUAUAAAAAUUGAAAAGGAAAGAAAACUAACCAACCACAAACCACCCUAAAAUGACCGCUGCUGAUGUCCGGGCAUCAGCCUCCUUCUCUGUUUUUUAAGAAAGUGCAAAAUCAACUCGAAGCAAGCUUUCUCUCAUAACAUUAAUGAUUAUCUGACAAUCCUGAAGAAACCACAGGUUCCAUAGAACUAAUAUCCUGUCUCCCUCUCUUUCUCUCUCUCUCUCUCUCUUUCUCUCUCUGUUUUUUUCUUUUCCUUUUUGCCAUGGAAUCUGGGUGGGAGAGGAUACUGCAGACACCAGAAUGCUAAACUUUCCUAACAUUUUGAAGUUUCUGUAGUUCAUCUUUGGUCCUGACACCCAUAUAAAUGUCCAAAAUGUUGACUUUCCACUGCAAAUUUUAACAGCCUUGUCAAUGGUCAAGCGUGCAGCUUGCUGGACAAUUCUUUCUGAGGAGCAGACGUGGUGUUACAUUGCUCAUGAGAGUUGAGUAGAACUCUCUGGAUGUGUUCGGAUAGUGUAAUUGCUACAUUCUCUGAUGUAGUUGAGUAUUUACAGAUGUUAAAUGGGAGUAUUUUUAUUUUAUGUACAUACGAUACAACAAUGUUCUUUUUUGUUAUAGCUAUGCACUGUAAAUGCAGCCUUCUUUUCAAAACUGCUAAAUUUUUCUUAAUCAAGAAUAUUCAAAUGUAAUUAUGAGGUGAAACAAUUAUUGUACACUAACAUAUUUAGAAGCUGAACUUACUGCUUAUAUAUAUUUGAUUGUAAAAAAAACAAAACAAAACAAAACAAAAGACCGUGUGUGUAUCCGUUGAGGGCAACUACAACAAAAUGAUGCUUUACGCACAUCCAUCCCUUCUUAGGUGAGCUUUGAUCUAAGCAUCUUGUCCGAAAAUAUCCUAGUCCCCUAAAGGUAUUAACCACUUCUGCGAUAUUUUUCCACAUUUUCUUGUUGCUUGUUUUUCUUUGAAGUUUUAUACACUGGAUUUGUUAGGGGAAUGAAAUUUUCUCAUCUAAAAUUUUUCUAGAAGAUAUCAUGAUUUUAUGUAAAGUCUCUCAAUGGGUAACCAUUAAGAAAUGUUUUUAUUUUCUCUAUCAACAGUAGUUUUGAAACUAGAGGUCAAAAAAAUCUUUUUAAAAUGCUGUUUUGUUUUAAUUUUUGUGAUUUUAAUUUGAUACAAAAUGCUGAGGUAAUAAUUACAGUAUGAUUUUUACAAUAAUUAAUGUGUGUCUGAAGACUUAUCUUUGAAGCCAGUAUCUCUUUCCCUUGGCAGAGUAUGAUGAUGGUAUUUAUCUGUAUUUUUUACAGUUAUGCAUCCUGUAUAAAUACUGAUAUUUCAUUCCUUUGUUUACUAAAGAGACAUAUUUAUCAGUUGCAGAUAGCCUAUUUAUUAUAAAUUAUGAGAUGAUGAAAAUAAUAAAGCCAGUGGAGAUUUUCUACCUAGGAUGCAUGGCGAUUGUCAGGUUGGAGUGUAAGUUCUUCCUUGUGGAAACUCAGCUUUUGCAGAAGCAGUGUUCCUAUUGCACUAGCAUGGCCUCUGACGUGACCAUGAUGUUGUUCUUGAUGCCAUUGCUUCUGCUAAAUUAAAUAAAAAAACUUCAGAAAAAAAAAAACCCUCCAUUUUGAGCAUCAGGAUUUCAUCUGAGUGUGGAGUCCCAGGAAUGGAAUUCACUAAAGUUUGGAGUGUGUAUUCAAGUUACUCAAUCGAGAUUUGAUACCUGUUUGACUGACAUGACUUUUCCGGAAGACGUGCUAUACCUACUACUUAAUCGUUCUUUUCCUUUCUUUCACCCAACAUGAUCUUAUCAAAUCGGUUUCACCCCCAGGCCAGUGCAGCUAAUUUUGAGAGCUGCAUUCAUUUAUCACCAGCAUAUUGUGUUCUGAGUGAAUCCACUGUCUGUCCUGUCGGAUGCUUGCUUGAGUUUUUGGCUUCUUAUUUCUAAGUAGAUAGAAAGCAAUAAAAAUACUAUGAAAUAAAAGAACUUGUUCACAGGUUCUGCGUUACAACAGUAACACAUCUUUAAUCCGCCUAAUUCUUGUUGUUCUGUAGGUUAAAUGCAGGUAUUUUAACUCUUUGUGAACGCCAAACUAAAGUUUACAGUCUUUCUUUCUGAAUUUUGAGUAUCUUCUGUUGUAGAAUAAAAGACUAUUAAGAGCAAUAAAUUAUUUUUAAGAAAUCAAUAUUUAGUAAAUCCUAUUAUGUGUUCAAGGAUCAGAUGCAUUCUCUAUUUUGCCUUUAAAUUUUUGUGAUCCAAUCUUAAAUACAUUCUCCUUUUUGACCUGGACAACACUACAGACUCCAUGUUUCGGAUUAAUUUAUCCCCCUGUGGCCUAACAAAUAUUGUUACCAUGAAGAUAGGUUUCCUCCAUGAACUUCAAAUCGCAUCUAAAGUUAGUGAAGCUUUUGUAUCUUAUGCAGACACUGUGGGUAGCCCAUCAAAAUGUAAGCUGUGUUCCUGUUUUUUAAAAAAAAUUUUUGGGACAGAGUAUUUCAAAUGAGCAUAUGCACCCCAUCAUCACUGGAGGCAAAUUUCAGCAUAGAUCUGUAGGAUUUUUAGAUGACCAUGGGCCAUUGCCUUCACGCUGUGGUAAGUACCACAUCUACAAUUUUGGUAAUCGAAUUGGUGCUUUAGAAAUGUGGGGUUUUUAAAGAGACGUAGCAGAAUAAUUCUUCCAAUGCAACAAAAUCAAUUUUUGCUAAAUGACUCUGAGAACAACUGUUGGGCUGUCAACAUUCAAAGCAGCAGAGAGGGAACUUUGCACUAUUGGGAUAUGACGUUUGGGUCGGUUGAAAAAAGGAAACCUUUUCAUGCCUUUAGAUGUGAGCUUACAGUAGGUAAUGAUUAUGUGUCCUUUUUUGAUGGCUGUAAUGAGAACUUCAAUCACUGUAGUCUAAGACCUGAUCUAUAGAUGACCUAGAAUAGCCAUGUAAUAUAAUGUGAUGAUUCUAAAUUUGUACCUAUGUGACAGACAUUUUCAAUAAUGUGAACUGCUGAUUUGAUGGAGCUACUUUAAGAUUUGUAGGUGAAAGUGUAAUACUGUUGCUUGAACUAUGCUGAAGAGGGAAAGUGAGAGAUUAGUUGAGCCCUUGCCGGGCUUUUUUUCCACCUGCCAAUUCUACAUGUAUUGUUGUGGUUUUAUUCAUUGUAUGAAAAUUCCUGUGAUUUUUUUUAAAUGUGCAGUACACAUCAGCCUCACUGAGCUAAUAAAGGGAAACGAAUGUUUCAAAUCUA